GAAUCAUCAUCCAUUCUUCUCUUCGCUUCUCCCACGCGGAUUACGCAUCUCCCACCCCCCGCCAUGGCCGAUCUCCACCCGCCGCCGGAGCCCGACACCAACGGCGGCGGCGCCGCCGCAGCAGCCGUUGCCGCCGCCGUCGCGCCGCCGGGGGACCCCGUGGCCGAGGCCCCCGGAGCGCAGGCCGCCGCUGGGCCGCCCUACUCCAAGCGCCGACGCCGCCCCAGCGUCCGCCUCGGCGACAUCGGGGUCCACUCGGCCGCCGCCGCCGACGCCCCGCUCCCGCAGCGGCGCCACCACAAGCCUUCCUCCUCCUCACACCCCCGCCCGCCCCGCCGCGCCCACCCGGAGGACGCGCUUGACCCCCUCCACCACUCCUCUGCAGCCGCCGCCGCCGCCCACCGUCGCAGCCAGAAGCCCGGUCAGCGCCGGCCUCGCACCGCCUGGAUCCCGGCUGCCCCUGGCACCGAAGGGUACGAGGACGAAGCGGAGCAUUACUAUGAUGAUGCGGACCAGUCCGACUCGGCUGCCGCGGCCGCCGCCAGGGCUAGGGUUUCCGGGAGCCGCGACGCCAGCGGCGAUGAGUCCGACGGCGUGGCGGAUUGGGGCCUGCCGAACGGCCGGCUACCCGGGUCCAUGGGGUACGGUGGCGUGAAGGCCUGGCUGGAGGGUCUCGGGCUCUCUCGGUACGCGCCGGUGUUCGAGAUCCACGAGGUAGAUGACGAGGUGCUCCCGCUUCUAACGCUGGAGGAUCUCAAGGACAUGGGCAUCGGCGCUGUUGGGUCGAGGAGGAAGUUGUAUGCCGCCAUCCAGAAGCUCCACAGGAGCGACGGCGUUUCCUGAGUUGGUUAUCCUUAAUACCUCGUGAUUACGACAUGCUGGACGGUGGCCUGACAUCAAGGUUGGAAUGAUAGAGUGAGAGGCAUUGAUUCAUUUCAAAGGAUAGUGAGUGAGACCUUUUAUCCAAAAACCAUGUUUUUUGAAAUUUCACCCCCAAGAAAUGCCAUGGUUCUCUAAUA
Messenger RNA from Oryza brachyantha (malo sina), 1019 nucleotides. RefSeq names its product ankyrin repeat and SAM domain-containing protein 6-like. The transcript has 2 exons. Gene Ontology annotation, molecular function: protein binding. The record is from RefSeq and is a predicted model, not a curated record. NCBI's taxonomy places the organism in Eukaryota, Viridiplantae, Streptophyta, Magnoliopsida, Poales, Poaceae. The coding region runs from base 64 to 843 and encodes 259 amino acids.